CCGCAGACUUCACCUCUCGGCCAAACCCACCGGACAAACACACACACACACACACACGCACACACACACUGCAGCUGGUGACCGAAAGACACGCUCAUCUGUUCGCUUUGGAAAGGAGGUCCCAGGAGUUAUAUGAGCUCCACCAUGACUGACCGCUUCGACUGCUACUACUGCCGGGACAACCUGCACGGGAAGAAGUAUGUGAAGAAGGACGAGAAGCAUGUGUGCACCAAGUGCUUCGAUAAGCUCUGCGCCAACACCUGCGCAGAGUGCAAACGCCCCAUCGGGGCUGACGCCAAGGAGCUGCACCAUAAGAACCGUUACUGGCAUGAGGACUGUUUCCGUUGUGCCAAGUGCUACAAGCCACUGGCCACCGAGCCGUUCAACGCCCGGGAUGAUGGCAAAAUCAUGUGUGGCAAGUGUGGCUCCAGGGAGGACGGCAACCGUUGCCAGGGCUGCUACAAGGUGGUCCUGCCAGGAUCUCAGAACGUGGAGUAUAAGAACAAGGUGUGGCACGAGGAAUGCUUCAAGUGCUUUGAAUGCAGCCAGCCGAUCCGCACGCAGAGCUUCCUGACCAAAGGUGAUGACAUCUACUGCGCUCCCUGCCACGACAAGAAGUUCGCCAAGAAGUGCUUCCACUGCAAGCAGCCCAUCACCUCUGGAGGGAUCAGCUACCAGGACCAUCCCUGGCACUCCGAGUGUUUCGUGUGCGAGACCUGCCGUAAGCCUCUGGCAGCAGCUCGCUUCACUUCCCAUGAGAACCAUGUUUACUGCGUGGACUGCUUCAAGACCGAUGUGGCCAAGAAGUGCCACGGCUGCAAGAACCCAAUUACAGGGUUCGGCCAUGGCACCAAUGUGGUGAACUAUGAGGGAUACUCCUGGCACGAGUAUUGCUUCAACUGCAAGAAGUGCUGCCUCUCACUGGCCAACAAGCGCUUCGUCAUCAACGGAGAUCACAUCUACUGCCCCGACUGUGCUAAGAAGCUGUGAACUGCUCAGUCAGCUGUGCAGGGGGUCGCAGCUUAAAGUGGAAUUGCACCAAAAACUGACUUUUUGACUGCUAAUUGGUCAAAGAACAAGUAAAAUUGGCUCUAAAAAUAACAUUGUGUCUGAAUUAUCAUAAAAACUGUCAAUUUUGGUGCAACUCCUCUUUGAGGCUGACAUACUAUGGAGUUUAUUUCAACUAAAUAUGCACUAAGCUUGAGUAUUUUAUUUACAUAUUCAUUAUGCAACUUGUUUCAGUGUUGUAUACUAACAUGACAACAGAAUUUCUUCGGUGGGAUUGUGACGUUCUGUAGUCUAAUCUAAUCCACAUUCUGUUCAGCUUUAUGAGACAAAAGCCUUUUCAGUGCCUUACUGGAAUCUUUCAGAGAGAAUAAUAUGCUUUUUACAUGCUGCUAAUACAUACAAUACCAGCUUUGAGUAAUAAUCUUUUACUUUCAAGUCCGAAUAGAUCAAGAAAAUUCUCAAAAAUGUUAAGAGUGAAUUUACAAAUAGGUCUUUGAGAUUGAUGCUGAAAUAUAGACUGCUCAUGUAUUCAAGACUUUAUGCGUGAACACAGAUGUAAAACAAGAAUAAAAGGAGAAAGUGGUGUUGAUGUGUCCUAU
Centropristis striata (black sea bass) is the source of this 1607-nucleotide messenger RNA. RefSeq names its product four and a half LIM domains 1a (gene fhl1a). Gene Ontology annotation, biological process: muscle organ development. Bases 133 to 990 code for a protein of 285 amino acids. Gene Ontology annotation, molecular function: transmembrane transporter binding. The record is from RefSeq and is a predicted model, not a curated record. Lineage: Eukaryota; Metazoa; Chordata; Actinopteri; Perciformes; Serranidae. The transcript has 6 exons.